Colletotrichum tamarilloi is the source of this 309-nucleotide messenger RNA. RefSeq lists its product as uncharacterized. NCBI's taxonomy places the organism in Eukaryota, Fungi, Ascomycota, Sordariomycetes, Glomerellales, Glomerellaceae. The record is from RefSeq and is a predicted model, not a curated record. Bases 1 to 309 code for a protein of 102 amino acids. The transcript is spliced from 2 exons.
AUGUCUCUCAAUCCCCUCCAAGCCCAGACUCUCUCUCAGUCUCUCUGGCACUUCCAGGCUCCGUCGACGGUGGAUUCGUCAUUCAUGACGAACCGUGGCCAAGGUGCUUCUGGUCAUCUCAUUGACUCGACUACAAGCCCAGUCAAGAUUGCCAACCCGUAUCCUUUCUUCAACCCCCUGACCGAAGCCCUCUCUCCGGAUGGCAGCGUCUCCGUUGUGAUCCUCAACCGACAGAGUCUCUUUGCUUUUCCCGAAUCCCAUAGUCCCGAUAAUCCCCAGACACUCCACCAGAAGUCUGGGACUCUCUGA